Molecule: messenger RNA, 1222 nt
Organism: Laetiporus sulphureus 93-53
Lineage: Eukaryota; Fungi; Basidiomycota; Agaricomycetes; Polyporales; Laetiporaceae
Product: Ser/Thr protein phosphatase protein
Exons: 3
Coding region: 224-1024 (266 amino acids)
Molecular function (GO): hydrolase activity
Source: RefSeq, a predicted model, not a curated record
CGCCACACCGUCUUGUGUGCUCCAGCAACGCAUAAAGGCCUUUCGCACAGUGCGCAGUGCUCAUUAUCCUUUCGAUGAUCCGCGUCUCGGUUGAUGGGAUCACCGAGGACGUAUAAAAUGCCCCCGUAAACGCGCCGGUUUCUGGUGAUCUCCCAGGGAUCAGUCCCCCAAGUACUACUUUCCCUUCGGCAGUCCGUCCCUAUCGCGUCGCUGCGCAUCCAUAAUGCAGAUUCAAGUGCUGAGCGACUUGCACUUGGAGGUUGAACGCGUCGGUGCACCUCGCGGUGAAGAGUUCUACACCUACGAUAUCCCCGUGUGCGCCGAGCACUUGGCGUUGCUUGGGGACAUCGGAUGGACAAUACAGGACGAACUAUUUGACUGGCUGAAGAUACAGCUCAAGCUGUUCAAGACAGUGUUCUUCCUGUCAGGCAACCACGAGCCGUACCGGUCCACUAUCGCAGAAUCAGAGGCUCGUUUGAAGGCCUUCGCAGCAGAAGUAAAGGCAGACGUUUCCGUACCCGGAAAAUUUGUAUACCUGAACCGGACGCGCUACGACGUCUCGCCGACGCUCACUAUCCUUGGCUGCACGCUCUGGACGGCGCUCAACCCCGAAGAGCUCGACAUCCUCUCGUGGGCACUGACGGACUUUCGCCGCAUCGACGGCUUCGACCCCUCUGCAUUCACAGCGCAGCAUCAAGGCGACCUUGCCUGGCUGAACGCCACAGUCCAAGAGAUCGCUUCUUCCGACCCCGAGCGCAAAAUCAUCGUCUUCACACACCACGCGCCGACCAUCAGUGGCACGAGCGACCCGAAAUUCGAGGGCCAGCCAAUGAGCUCGGCGUUCUCGACGGAGCUCACCGGCGAGGUGUGCUGGAACGCGAGCGCGAUGAAGCUGUGGGCUUUCGGGCACACGCACUGGUCGUGCGACUUUGAGAGGAACGGGAUUCGCGUGUAUAGUAACCAACGCGGGUAUGGGAAGGGCGGGGAGGGCUAUGACCCAUCGAAGGUCGUUAUGAUCCCCUGAGCAUCGAAGAAAUUAAGAUCGUGGAAGGAGCGUUUGAUACUUCGGAACAGCGCGACGCGACUGACAAAGUAUUUAGCAGACUUUUCUGUAGGCAGAGCUACACUCACAGAUGCAACACAUUUGGCUUCCCUGUGGCGCAGAUUUCAGAAUAGCCGAUCGACUGGUGUACUUAAGAGGAUGCUCGGACAUCUCGGAGGC